Talaromyces rugulosus is the source of this 2496-nucleotide messenger RNA. RefSeq lists its product as uncharacterized. Gene Ontology annotation, cellular component: nucleus. Gene Ontology annotation, biological process: regulation of DNA-templated transcription; DNA-templated transcription. Lineage: Eukaryota; Fungi; Ascomycota; Eurotiomycetes; Eurotiales; Trichocomaceae. Bases 1 to 2496 code for a protein of 831 amino acids. The transcript is spliced from 9 exons. The record is from RefSeq and is a predicted model, not a curated record. Gene Ontology annotation, molecular function: DNA-binding transcription factor activity, RNA polymerase II-specific; zinc ion binding; DNA binding.
AUGGAUACAGUGUCGUCACCAGAGUCACUGCGAUACCUGUAUCAAAUAGUGGUGGCCGAAAUCGCAGACAUCUCGAAACGGGAUGAUAUCAACAUACUGCACAGCCGCUUAGAUGGCAUCCUACUAAAACUCAAACUGUCGGCCAUUGAUAUCAACGAUGACAACGACCAAGUUCUUGAUAAUAAUGCGCGGUUCAGUAACAAAACGGCAGAAGCGACGCGGCGGUAUCUACUUGAUAUUAGGGGCGUUCUGAGGACUAUUGAUGAAGCCGCCCUUCCAACCAAUGCUGAAGAGCUUGGAUUAUUAUUCGACCAACUCGAAAAGGCCGUGGAUAGCCUUCAGGUGCAUGCCGAGCAGCAACUGCGCUCUCUCCACCCACAACCUAUCAACAAAAGAGAGUACGAAGACGUUGACGCGAAUCUUGACCCGACUAUUACCAAAUUCGAGCCGCCAGUUGGAUACUAUUCUUCCUCCUCAGCCGCCAAGAAUUCGUCUGCAUCCCCCCCCCAACACCAUGUCAAUACGAACCAUUUCAUCGACGGGGUUGAUCGCACUGGCAACUAUAGUACUGGUACCUCAAUGCCAGAUCAUGGCUCAGAAUGGGCCCACGUAUACGAAGCUUCCUAUUCGGCAGACUUGGCAUUCAAUCAGCCGCCUGCUGGGGGUGGUGAGCACUCGGCUGGGACGAGUGCUUCUCCUCGCUCAAAAAAGCGAAAGCGCAAUAAACCUACCUUGAGCUGUAAGGAGUGUGUGGACAAGAAGAUUAAAUGUGAUCGAGGUAGACCACAUUGUCUGUCCUGUAUCCGAAGAGGCACCGAUUGUAUAUAUAGACUCAAAGCAGAGAUGAGCGAAGAAAAUGUGCGCCAGUCUACAACUCGUCGAAUAUACCCGCCCAAAUCCAAAGGGCACCAGAGUGCCACUGACCAGGGUGCUUCGCCGGCAUCGUCCAGUGGAGCCAAGCCAGCUCUGUUCACACAUCAAGAGGGCACUGAUCUGCUUCUUAGCCAUGCUCCAUAUACGUCGAUAAACUCUUCCAACAUUUUUGGAAUUGGUGCCGAAUAUCCGUUUAGCAAUUAUUGGACACAGAAUGGCGGCGUGGCCGAAGUUCUCAGAAUGUUCCCAAAGAAGCAGCAAUCUGACAUACUUCUGAGCGUAUUCUUUGAAGCUGUAGACCCUGUGUAUCCAUUGCUCAAUAGAGAAAAUUUUUAUGUUGACUACGAGGCAUUCUGGGAGUUGGAUGAAAAGCGAAAAACUGAAGUUGACAUCGACUUUCUUGCCCUCGUCUUCAUCAUGCUCGCAAUGGGCACUCAGUUUCUCUACAAUCCUGGAUCGCAGCAGCCGCUCCAAGGAGCCGCUGAAUUCUACUCGAGCGCUUGCCAUCAAAGUCUUCGCUUGUUUUCCUAUCUGAAUCGUGCAUCCCUACGAGUUAUACAAUCGAUGGUCCUCAUGACCUAUUUUUUACUAAACUCAGGCCGGGCUUCUGAUGGAUGGGCAUUUUCAGGCACAAUGAUUCGGCAAGCUUACGCAACAGGCCUGAACCGAGAACCCACGCUGAUCAGCUCCACAUUCACGCUUUUCGAGCGCGCAGAACGACGGCGGCUUUGGCACGCGGUGGUUUGCCAGGAUAGCUUCAUGAGCAUGAGCCUACGACUCCCGCCGGCUACUACGCAUUCGGACAUUGACAGUGCUGCUCCGCUGCUGGAAAACGACGAUUCGAUAUACAGCGUAGAAACAACGCCUGAAUCCGGUGGAGAGGACUUGUUUAAUGGACCGCGCGUUUCAGAUCCAGGUUACGUUCAGAGUAUGUACUCGCUUGCGCUCCUGGCCCAGGAAACCAUUGCGACGCCUCGCUCCCUUUCUCUGCCGUUGGUCACCAACCCUCGCCAGCGCAACGCGCUUCUUGCACGGUUUCGCGCGUGUUAUCGGACGUUUCCGGAUGAGUUUCGUGCGUGGGAUGAGGAUUCUAUCAAAAGGCUCGCCGAGCAAGGGAACAAACGACUCGUCCGGCAGAUCACGUUUCUCACUGGUCUGUACUGGCAUUGCAUGACAUUGGUCCAAAGCGAGGCCCUGGACGAGAUGAGCAAUUUACAGCAGCAACAGGAAGAUAGUAAGCCAGCGAAUGUGAGCAGUAGCUUGGACAGUUCUAUCCGUGGAACACUAGACUGCGCGUACGAGUCAAUGCGAGCGUUUUUCGCCACUCACGACGUUCUUGGUGAAGAGGGUAGCGUAUGGUGGGCUUUUGGCCACCGUGCAUUUUCGGUUUCUGCCAAAAAGAUCAUUCUCGCCGAUGUGUUGAAAAAGUACGGCCCUCCUGCCGGCUCAUCACCACCACCAAAAUCCAAAACAACAAAUUCACGACGUACAACGGCACUUGAUCCUCUCUGGGAGAGGGCGCGAGGCGAUGUUCAACGCAUGCUGCAGCUUCUUCAGGGUCCGGCUGGGGCAGGCGACGAGGCGGCGCGGACUCGUAUCGAGGUGCUUAGUAGUUAUCUUUGA